GUUGACCAUUGGAAUGCACUAAUGGUGGGUAGUGUACUCAUUGAGAGAGAGAGAGAGAGAAAGAAAGAGGGAGGGAGAGGAUCGUAAAAGUUUUUGCAGCAUAAGAGCGUGGGUGAUCUUGCGGACCAUCCCGCUUCGAUACAUUUAUCUAAUUAUUUAACCCUUCCCCACCCACAGCUACCGAAAGAGACGGGACCCUUUUGCCUUUCCAUCUUUCUGCCUGAUGUGUAACAUCAACAACAGCAGCGCCAGCAGCAGUAGCAGCAGCGGGCUCCUGAUAAAAUAUGAUUUGACGACGAUUGUGGUGGCAGAAGGCAUCAUCGAAACGAUCAACAGCUGGCGCACUCGUCCAUUCAACGAAACAGCAAGGAGAAGCAUCUCCAAAGGUUUUGGCUGUACGAAAGAGUUUGCCGUGCUUUCCGCACGGCUCUUAAUGGUUCACAUCAUAUCCAUCGCGUCUAUAUGUGAGUGAAGAACCAUUGCCACCGACACUUCUUAACUGUAUUGGACUAUUUGCAAUCGAAGUAAUCGUAUUAUUUUGCUAAGCAUGUCUCUUGCAAGUAAUUAUCAUUCACAUAAGCCAAAUGUGCCCAUCAUAAUGGAAGAUGUAUUUGGUUGGGUACGUGAAGGUAAUACGUUUCAAGUACGUGUAUGGCUUGAUGAUACCGAACACGACCUUAAUAUUGGCGACGACCACGCAUUUUCAUUGCUUCACUGGGCAUCCAAAGAAGGACAUGUUGCAAUUGCUGAAUUGCUACUUUCUCGAGGAGCACGUGUGAACGCGACAAAUAUGGGUGAUGAUACAAGUUUACAUCUAGCUGCAGCCCAUGGAAAUCGUGAAAUUGUUGUGAAAUUACUUAAUCGGAAAGCAGAUGUGAAUGUAGCAAACGAACACGGAAUGACACCUCUUCAUUACGCGUGCUUUUGGGGUUAUGUGCAAAUCUGCGAGGACCUUAUCCGAAGUGGUGCUGUAAUAGGAACUUGCAAUAAGAAAGGACAGACGCCACUUGAUGUCUGCCAGCCGCAAGCUCGUAAUUCAAUUGCAGAAAUUGCCCGAGAACAUGGUCAAAAUAUCAAUGAAAGAAUACCAUUCAAAGAUCAGACCUGGAAGGGCACGAAAACCCGCACUAGAGAUGCCACACUUUCAAGGUACACAGGCGUUGAUAUGGCAUCUUUAAGUUUAUCGGUGAAAAUAGCUGAAUCUCAUAGUGGUGAACUAUGGCGUGGCAAGUGGCAAGGGAAUGAUAUUGUGGCUCGAAUCUUAGCAGUACCUGAAGUAACUCCACGUAUUAGUCGUGACUUCCAAGCUGAAUUCCCAUCUUUAAGAAUAUUUGCUCAUGCGAAUGUAUGUCCUGUGCUGGCCUGCUGUAAUCAACCACCAAAUCUUAUUGUUAUCAGUCAGCUGAUGUCGUUUGGUUCACUUUAUAACGUAUUACACGAACAGACAGCAGUUGUAAUUGACCAAGCGCAAGCGACAAAGUUUGCUUUGGAUGUAGCACGUGGCAUGUCAUUUCUUCAUUCGUUGGACCCACUGAUUUUGAGGUAUUAUCUGAGUUCGAAGCAUGUUGUGGUUGACGAAGAUUUAGCGGCAAAAAUUUCAAUGGCCGAUACGAAAUUCAGCUUUCAGGAAGUAGGCAGGUUAUAUUCGCCAGCAUGGAUGUCACCGGAAGCGCUAAAGUAUUCACCAUCAGAUUUAAAUAUUAGAGCAGCUGAUAUGUGGAGUUUUGGUGUUUUAUUAUGGGAAUUGAAUACACGAGAAGUACCGUUCUCAGAUCUUUCUCCAAUGGAAAUUGGAAUAAAGAUUGCACUGGAAGGACUACGUGUCCCAUUUCCACCUGGAAUAUCACGAAAUAUGGGACGUUUAAUGAACAUUUGUUUAAAUGAAGAUCCUGGUCGACGACCAAAUUUCGACCAAAUAAUACCAAUAUUGGAAAAAAUGGCUCAAUCAUAAUUUGGAUUCCUAUAUAAUUCUAGUCAAAAUUGAUCUUAGAAAGAAUUUAUUCUUAUCUUAAUAUACAGAGUGGUGCUCCUUUUUCUGGGAAAAGGAUCAACGCUCAGUGUUAUUCGUGUUGUAAUUCAUCAGGCUCUUAUCAAAUAUGGAGAACAUUUACAUUGCCAC
This is a messenger RNA of Loa loa (African eye worm), 2119 nucleotides long. RefSeq names its product TKL/MLK/ILK protein kinase. Gene Ontology annotation, molecular function: protein kinase activity; ATP binding; protein binding. The record is from RefSeq and is a predicted model, not a curated record. The transcript is spliced from 11 exons. NCBI's taxonomy places the organism in Eukaryota, Metazoa, Nematoda, Chromadorea, Rhabditida, Onchocercidae. Gene Ontology annotation, cellular component: stress fiber; focal adhesion. Gene Ontology annotation, biological process: integrin-mediated signaling pathway; substrate adhesion-dependent cell spreading; protein phosphorylation. Bases 548 to 1951 code for a protein of 467 amino acids.